Messenger RNA from Rhea pennata, 2991 nucleotides. It is a transcript of the gene COLEC10, whose product is annotated as collectin subfamily member 10. Lineage: Eukaryota; Metazoa; Chordata; Aves; Rheiformes; Rheidae. The record is from RefSeq and is a predicted model, not a curated record. Bases 107 to 940 code for a protein of 277 amino acids. The transcript has 6 exons.
ACUCCCAAUUCUUUGCACUGCUUCAGUUAGUAGAGCAUUUAUUUUUGUAUCGGCUGCAUUUGUUAAGACUGUAACAACGAAAGGCAUUUCCUGAGAAGCUGCAAGGAUGAGCAGCAAGAAAGAACAACAGCUAAGGAAAUAUGGGAGCCUAGUAGUGCUUUUUAUUUUCCAAGUUCAGAUUUUUGGUUUUGAUGUUGACAAUCGACCUACAACAGAUGUCUGCUCGACACACACUAUAUUACCUGGACCAAAAGGGGACGAAGGUGAAAAAGGAGAUAGAGGAGAAGUAGGAAGACAAGGAAAAGUUGGACCAAAAGGACCAAAAGGAAACAAAGGAACUGUGGGGGAUAUUGGUGAUCAGGGAAUGAUUGGCAAAAUUGGCCCAAUUGGAGGAAAGGGUGACAAAGGAGCCAAAGGCUUAUCAGGGGUGCCUGGAAAAAAGGGAAAAGCAGGCACAGUCUGUGACUGUGGAAGAUACCGCAGAGUUGUUGGACAACUGAAUAUCAAUGUCGCUCGGCUUAACACAUCCAUCAAGUUUGUAAAGAAUGUUAUAGCAGGCAUCAGAGAAACAGAUGAGAAAUUCUAUUACAUUGUCAAAGAAGAGAAGAAUUACAGAGAAGCCUUGAUCCACUGCAGGGAUAGAGGAGGAACACUAGCAAUGCCUAAAGAUGAAGCAACUAAUGCCCUGAUUGCUGACUACAUCUCCAAAAGCGGCCUCUUCCGAGCAUUCAUUGGGAUGAAUGACAUGGAAAAAGAAGGACAGUUUGUGUAUGCAGACAACACCUCACUGCAGAACUACAGUAAUUGGAAGGAAGGGGAACCAAACGACCCAAAUGGGCAUGAGGACUGCGUGGAAAUGCUCAGUACAGGCGAGUGGAAUGAUUCAGAGUGUCAAGUUACCAUCUACUUUGUCUGUGAAUUUCUCAAGAAGAGAAAAUAAAAGUGCCACAGAAUGUGCCUGGCACUUUCUGUACAUAUAAUAACCCCUCGUGAUUCAUCCCUUGUAGGAAAAGCAGACUAAAAGGGCUCAGCUCAGCUUUCACUUCACUGGGUUAAGGAAGAGUAACUAUUGCUGAGUGAGCUAACGGUGGCCCUGAAAUCAGUUCAGGUCUGUAGGUGGCAUUCAGCCAAUAGUGAAUAUGUAUUUUAUUUUUAUGUGCAAUUUAGGGUGGUUGGACAAAAGUAGAGUAUGCAGAGGUGAACAUGACUUCACUAAUGCCAGAAACAGUAAACUCACCGGUAUAUUAACUGCCGAUGAGCUUCACAAAGUCCACUUAUCUUUGACCUGCAUAGGAAGUCCCAACACUUUCCCUGGAGACUUCAGACCUGGAGGGACACAUUUCCUGUUUCUCUUGAAAAAAAUCCUUCCUUUGUUAGAAUCACAGAAUAAUUAAGGUUGUAAGGGAUCUCUGGAGGUCAUUUGAUCCCAUCUUCCAUCCAAAGCAUGGCCAAUUUCAAAGUUAGAUGAAAAGUUGUUACCCUCCUUGCUUGUGACUAUACAAUUAUAUUGCCUGAUAUGCAGAAGAGGACUCACUUAUCCUUACUUCCCACUCCAUCAAUCCAUCAGGCUGGUCUAAAGUGUUAGGAAUUAACUUAGCACUGGCACUGAUGUUCCUCUGCAGGCAACUCUGAGCAGCUUUUAUGCAAUUUGAGAAUAAAUGGAGCACUUCUAGCUUCUGAUGACCCCCCCAAAGGCAGCUAAAUAGAAAAGUCUAGCACAAAGAGAACUGUAUAAAGGAAGCACCAUUACUGUAGGCUGUAAACAGACACAUUCAGAUUCAUUUAUACCAAUGCACACUGCUGGUUUAACAAGUGAUUCUAGAAACAUGCGAAUGCCCUAACUCAGUAGUCAGUGAUACUUGAUGUUUAAUGCUAAAAUCACCUGUUCCUUCGCAACAUAAUAAGCAGCUUAACAUCAACAGCCAUAGAAUGUUCUUUACCCUCUAAGAGCUCAGAACUGCAUGUAGUUGAGCAACUUAAUUACAUACUUCAGUAACACUCUUCACAAAUGAUCAGCAGUAAGAGGCUUUGCUGUCAGGGCCUGACUCCUGAGUUUUCCAUGGCACUAUGCCCACAAUGGAUCAGAUGUUGAUAUAUUUUUAAUAAAAAGAAGCAGUUUUGUUCAUGUGGUAGAAGAGCCCACACUCACAUGGCAUUUUCUAAAGCAUUUCCAGGACCGUUCUGAAGUCCAGGGUGCUGCUGACAUACAAUUAUUUUGCCUUCAGAACUAGCUUUUUCUUAGACUUACUUCACGCUGCUUAAAAAUCUUGCCUUUCCUCACAGCAGAAGAUGUCAGGAGAAAUUCCUCUGCAAGAGACCUCCACAUCUUCUUUCCAAUUUGACACAGAAAAGGAGGGAGAGAUAUCUGGAGGCUGAAGAGAAUGCGAGGCAUUAGUCACAGGCACUAAACGUACCUUGUAAGUCACUCUAAACACCAGUUGUGCAUAGUGUUCCUCUGGCAAUAUGAGGAAGGUCACUUCAAAGCCAGACAAGAAGGCAGUUCCAUCAGGUAGUGAUGCAAAGGAUUAGCUGCAGGUCUCCCAUCUGCUGCUAUAUACACAAUGUAGAAGCAAUCAGACAACAGUCACACUUACCCAGCUUGGCCCUCAAAAGGAAAAUCCUCCAAACUCAUUUCUGAGCAAUGACCAACCCAGAAGCCUCCCAGGAGACUCUGUAACUCAGAAUCACUCUACUAAACCAGUUUCUCUACUACUUGUUUAUCUGGAAAACAAUUUGCUGCUACCAGCAGUAAAUUUCCCUUGUUGCUGCCCACCAUCCAGACAACUUUUCAGACCUGUGAGUGCAGGGGCGGGAUCACAUUUCUUUUCAUGUUUCCCCUACUACGCUAUAAGAGUGUUUGGGCAAACAAGUUCACGUAGCACAAUGUACCCUUCCUGUGUUAUCCCCUUACUGGGAAGCUGACAUUCCCCAACAUCAAGCAGAAUUCCACCUGUUAGGAUGUACCGUAAUAAACUCAAUAAGCUAAACUCA